Molecule: messenger RNA, 2839 nt
Organism: Pelecanus crispus (Dalmatian pelican)
Lineage: Eukaryota; Metazoa; Chordata; Aves; Pelecaniformes; Pelecanidae
Source: RefSeq, a predicted model, not a curated record
GUUCAAGGCAAAGACCCUUCUGUUGAUAUUACUCAGGACCUUGUCGAUGAAUCUGAAGAAGAACGUUUUGAUGAUAUGUCAUCACCAGGUCUAGAAUUGCCAUCUUGUGAAUUAAGUCGACUAGAAGAAAUUGCAGAACUUGUGGCAUCUUCACUGCCUUCACCAUUACGUCGUGAAAAACUCGCACUAGCACUGGAAAAUGAGGGCUAUAUUAAGAAGCUCUUAGAAAUUUUUCAUGUGUGCGAAGACUUGGAGAACAUUGAAGGACUACACCACUUAUAUGAAAUUAUCAAGGGAAUUUUCCUUUUGAACAGAACUGCACUUUUUGAAGUCAUGUUUUCUGAGGAAUGUAUAAUGGACGUAAUUGGAUGCCUAGAAUAUGAUCCGUCUUUAUCACAGUCACGGAAACACAGGGAAUUUCUGACUAAAACGGCAAAAUUUAAAGAGGUGAUUCCUAUAUCUGAUCCAGAGCUGAAGCAAAAAAUACAUCAGACAUACAGAGUACAGUAUAUUCAAGAUAUGGUCCUACCCACUCCCUCAGUUUUUGAGGAAAAUAUGCUAUCAACACUUCAUUCUUUCAUCUUUUUUAAUAAAGUGGAAAUAGUUGGUAUGUUACAGGAAGAUGAAAAAUUUCUGACAGACUUGUUUGCACAACUAACAGAUGAAGCCACAGAUGAGGAGAAAAGACAGGAAUUGGUAAAUUUUCUGAAAGAGUUUUGUGCAUUCUCUCAAACACUGCAACCUCAAAACAGAGAUGCAUUUUUCAAAACCUUGUCAAAUAUGGGCAUACUGCCAGCACUAGAAGUCAUAUUGGGUAUGGAUGAUGCACAAGUACGAAGUGCAGCCACUGAUAUAUUCUCAUAUUUGGUUGAAUAUAACCCAUCCAUGGUACGAGAGUUUGUCAUGCAGGAAGCGCAGCAGAAUGAUGAUGAUAUAUUACUCAUUAACCUCAUUAUAGAACACAUGAUUUGUGACACAGAUCCAGAACUUGGAGGGGCGGUGCUACUCAUGGGUUUGCUUCGUACUUUAGUUGAUCCAGAAAACAUGCUUGCCACUGCCAAUAAAACAGAAAAGACAGAGUUCUUGGGUUUCUUCUACAAACAUUGCAUGCAUGUUCUGACAGCCCCUUUAUUGGCCAAUACUACAGAGGACAAGCCUAGCAAAGAUGAUUUUCAGACAGCCCAACUCUUGGCAUUAAUACUGGAAUUGCUAACUUUCUGUGUAGAACAUCAUACUUAUCACAUAAAGAACUACAUCAUUAACAAAGAUAUCCUGCGAAGGGUACUCGUUCUCAUGGCCUCAAAGCAUGCUUUCUUGGCAUUGUGUGCCCUUCGUUUCAAGAGAAAGAUAAUUGGACUAAAGGAUGAAUUCUAUAACCGUUACAUAAUGAAAAGUUUUUUGUUUGAACCUGUGGUGAAAGCCUUUCUAAAUAAUGGUUCCCGUUACAAUCUGAUGAACUCUGCCAUAAUAGAGAUGUUUGAAUUUAUCAGAGUGGAAGAUAUAAAAUCACUAACGGCUCAUGUAAUUGAAAAUUACUGGAAGGCACUGGAAGAUGUAGAUUAUGUGCAGACAUUCAAAGGACUGAAACUACGAUUUGAGCAACAAAGGGAAAGACAAGAUAAUCCAAAACUUGACAGUAUGCGCUCCAUCUUGAGAAACCAUAGAUACAGAAGGGAUGCAAGAACCCUAGAGGAUGAGGAGGAAAUGUGGUUUAAUACUGAUGAAGAUGAUAUGGAAGAUGGAGAGGCAGUGGUGCCCCCUUCUGACAAAACUAAAAAUGAUGAAGAUAUUAUGGACCCUAUCAGUAAAUUCAUGGAAAGGAAAAAAUUAAAAGAGACUGAAGAAAAGGAAGUUCUUCUGAAAACUAACCUUUCAGGUCGUCAGAGCCCAAGUUUCAAGCUUUCCUUUUCCAGUGGUACAAAAUCUAACCUUACCAGCCAGUCAUCUGCAAGUAAUCUGCCUGGAUCCCCAGGGUCUCCCGGAUCCCCAGGGUCCCCUGGGUCUCCCGGAUCAGUUUCUAAAAGCACAUCUCAGAUGGCAGCUAUUACAACUAAGGGAGGCCUCGUUGGGCUUGUGGAUUAUCCUGAUGAUGAUGAAGAGGAUGAUGAAGAUGAAGAUAAAGAGGAAACUUUACCUUUGUCAAAGAAAGCAAAGCUUGAGUCAUCAUAAUGGUAACUGCUGAAGAACAUUACCAGUUGGAGGAAGGAUAUUUUUUCCAAAAACAAAACAAACCCACAGCAAAGCAGCAAUCUUUUGUGAAUAACUGUGUGUGACACAGAUCAACCUGUACAAACAGAUUUCUGCCAAUCAAGUGCCAAUUCAAAGGAGCAGAAGGAGGGGAAAUAUUUCGUUUAGCGGAAAGACUUACGCCUUUGUGCUCUCCAGCUUGGACCACAUGUUGCCCUUUUCUCAGGGAAGGAAAUGGAAAACAAAAAACAAAACAAACAAACAAAAAAAAACCCCACAAAAAAAAAAGCCAACAGGGCAGGAGUUUUGUUAGUGGAACUUGGGAUUGGCUGGUCAGUUGCUACAAUCAGAAUAUGCUUUCUUGGACCAUGUAUGAGACUUCUGAAGAAAAGGCGAUUUUUGCCGUAAUUCUUCACUAGUUAAGAAUGCCAGCAGUUUCUUUGUAUAAAAGAGACCUGCCUUUGAAAUCAUACAUUCUGAACAUUUUAGUCAAGCUACAACAGGUUUUAAAAACCUCUAUGGGGGAGGGCCGAAUAUAAAGUUUCCUCUUUUUUUUUUUUUAAUCUGUUCCCUUUGCCCUUUAAACUGCAGAAUUUUUUUUGGAGGUGGGGGAUUUGUUUGUCCCUUCUUGAUUAAAGAUUGAGUGGAAUUC